Molecule: messenger RNA, 2005 nt
Organism: Syngnathus typhle (broad-nosed pipefish)
Lineage: Eukaryota; Metazoa; Chordata; Actinopteri; Syngnathiformes; Syngnathidae
Gene: slc2a11l
Product: solute carrier family 2 member 11, like
Exons: 12
Coding region: 123-1646 (507 amino acids)
Biological process (GO): monosaccharide transmembrane transport
Cellular component (GO): membrane
Molecular function (GO): hexose transmembrane transporter activity
Source: RefSeq, a predicted model, not a curated record
UAACGCAAGCGCACACACACACACACGAGUCAUAGAACUCUUUAGCUGGUGUUAAUCAUUUCAGGCCAACGUUAUGAGUGAGAAACACCAGAUUAGCAUGUCAGUGAUUCAUCACGUUGCCCAUGAACAGACCAGCAAUGCUCCAGCACCUAUCACUCCUGCUGAACUGUCCUCUUGUCAUCGUUGCCAUUUUCAUCUCGGGCAUCGGUGGGACAUUUCAAUACGGAUUUGGAAUAUCUGUAGUGACUGCCCCUUCCGCUUACAUCAAGCAGCUGAUUAACCAAACAUGCAUACAGAGGUACAACGUCUACUUACAAGAUUGGCAGGUCUCGCUCAUAUGGUCCUUUAUUGUUUCCAUUUUCUGCAUUGGCGGCUUGCUGGGCUCGUUCUUGGCACCUCCAUGCCUCUCGAUGGUUGGCAGGAGAAAAUGUCUUUUGUUAAACAAUUUUGUGGCUAUAAUUGGAGCGCUGUUGAUGCUCUUGAGCCAAAAAGCCAUGUCCUUUGAGUUGAUUAUGGUAGGACGACUUCUGCACGGUGUCAAUUCAGGAAUCAAUAUGUCUGUUCACACCUUGUACAUUAUUGAAUGCAGUCCGAAGAUGCUGAAAGCGAUGGUGGGCGUGACCGUUGCCACCUUCGUCGGCUUAGGGAAGUUCACUGGUCAGGUUUUGGGGCUCAGUGAGUUACUUGGCACAGAGGAUAGAUGGCCCUGGCUGCUCGGCUUCAUCGGCUUCACUGCGCUCUUUCAGCUGGUCACCCUCCCCUUCCUGCCGGAGUCGCCCAAAUAUCUACUGCUGAGCCAAGGAGACCGGCUAGCUUGCGAGAAAGCUUUGACAAGGCUUUGGGGUAACAAGGACCACAGCAUGGAGGUGGAGGAGAUGCUGGAAGAGAAAGCCGCUCUCCAGAACAUCCAAAGUCGCUCUGUGAUGGAGCUGUUUCAGGAAAGAAGUGUUCGCCCGCAGCUGGCAACUGUCUGCGUGACCUUCAUCGCGCUGCAACUUUGUGGCCUCAACGCAGUGAACUUCUAUUCAUACGAAGUGUUUCGUGCCGCAGGCAUUGCUGAAAACCAGCUCCGUUUUGCCACUUUGGGAAUGGGGUCAUGUGAAAUGAUGUUCUCGCUUGUGUCCUUCAUGAUCAUUGAGAAUACAGGAAACAAAGUGCUCCUCUACACAGGAUUUAUGAGCAUGUCUGUUAUACUCACCCUCCUCACCAUCACUCUCUAUCUGCAGCAUCAAAUCUCCUGGAUGGCAUAUUGCAGCAUGGCCCUCAUUUACUUGUUCCUCUCUGCAUUUUCCAUUGGGCCAGGCGGAGUAAUACCUCCGAUACCAGGGAGCAUUUUCACUCAGGCAUUCACACUGAGCGCCUACGGUGUCGCCUCCACCUUGAACUGGACGGGUAUGUUUAUAGUGGGGAUGGUCUUCCCAAUCAUAGUGGAGUAUCUCCAUGCCUUCUGCUUUCUCAUAUUCUUGUUUGUGUCCUUGACUACCGGACUGUACGUGUACUUCAGCGUGCCCGAGAUGAGGAAUAAAACCGCUCUGGAGAUCGCUGAUGACUUUGAACGGAUCCGCAGCAAAUCUGGAAGGUUGAAGGAGGGGAAAAGGCAUGAGCAACUACGUGAUGACUGUAAAAGUUGCGAGACCAAGUUUUAGCUGUAGUUGUGAAGUUUGUUUUGUUUUUUAAAGUAUUUUUUUUUUUAAAUUACAAAUGUUACAUAUCUACUCAUGUACUAAAGCAGAUGAUGUUUAAUUAAUCAGGAUGCAACUUUUUUUCAAGUAAGGAUUUAGCAUCAUUUACGUGUUGAAUGUUUUUAUAUAAUUUUACGAAUAUUUUUAAAUCUUAUUUGAAGUGCACUUGGUUUUUAUUUUUUCAAUGUUUUAUUGUCUAUGAUUUAACAUGAUUGCUUUUUUUUUUCUCUUUUAGAACAACUUUCAACCAAUUGAUGAAAUAACUUUUUAAUUUAAAAUUUUCAUCGUGAGAACACGAGGUUACAUAUGUUUACUUGUCCUGU